This is a messenger RNA of Physcomitrium patens, 3245 nucleotides long. Its product is annotated as gibberellin 20 oxidase 1-D. The record is from RefSeq and is a predicted model, not a curated record. Lineage: Eukaryota; Viridiplantae; Streptophyta; Bryopsida; Funariales; Funariaceae.
GACGGGGAUCUAGUUUUAGUUGCCCUGCCUACUGCUUUGCAAGUGUGUGACUUACUGCAACCCCCCCACCCGCUGUUGCAGUAGCAGCAGCUACUGCUUUUGGGGUUCCCUCUGAUUAAAAGGAUUGCAGAGGAUUUUUACGGAUUUGGCCUCGGAACACUUUCGGAGAACCUUGGAAUAGCGGAGGAGGCAAGUUGCGGUUGCGAUGCUCUAGUCGACAACGGGCGCAAAGGCGAGAGGCGGUAUCUGGGGGGAAAUACUUGCAGAGGAUCAGUGGUGGUUUUAUUCUCGUGCUAAUUGGUUGCGGAUGUGGUGUGUGGUGGUCGGAGCGGUGACUAGAAACGCAACUCGCUGACUACGCAUUUUAAGGGGACUCAUUGCUGAUUAUUGUGUGGGUGGAUAUUUGAUUGUCUGGAAGUCCGUUUGAAUGCUGAGAUUACUACUUGAUGAUUAAGGGCACAUCGUUCACACUGGUUUAUGGUGGCGCUGUCCUGUGAAUCCCUUGAGUCAGUUCAUGGAUCAUAUUUAGAGCAGGGAGGGAGGAAAUCGAGGAGAGUUAGUGGGUGGGGCCAGAAAAAUUGGUUCAAAUCGAUUGGAUGCUGUGGGGGAGCAACUUGGCCGAGUCGGUUGCUGCAGGUGUUCAACGCUUGGGACUCUUUCUUAUUCUUGUUCUUUUUUCGUUUUUAUUACUUUUAUUUCAUAUAUAUAUAUAUAUAUAUAUAAAUAUAAACACAGAUACACACAAACACACACACACACACACACGCACAUAUAUAUAUAUAUAUAUAUAUAUAUACAUAUACAUUAGAGAGAUUCUGCUGUGACUUUCCUUUUGUAGAAAUGUUGGGAGCUCGAUGUGUAGCGCCGAAGUGCUGUGUAGGUUUGCGUGAAUCGGUUAUGGUGGAUGGGCUUUCCGGCAGGUUAUAAAUGACCAGAGCUACUUUUUUAGUGAAAGAUUUUGAGUUUGGAUUUGAGUGACAGAGUUGGGGUGCUGGGUUUAUGAGAUUGCAAGUGAAUGGUGUCACUGGGCACGGCUUCACGAGAGAAAGAAGCGGAGUAGUGGUAGUUGUUGGAAGGAUUUUGUGUGAGAUUUUGAGGAGAGAAGAGGUUUUUGUGAGCUCUCUGUUCCUUGGGUUGUUUAGUGUUGGGGUGAGUUUAUCAUGGCGACUAAUCAACCGCCGAAUCCAUUUUCUCUUAUCCGGGCCGCUUCCAUCACGCCCGCUGCGCAGAGUAGCUUGCAAUCGCUUCUCAGUCAAAGCUCUCAGGAUUUGGCGGAUUUCGUGUGGCCGGAGGAGGAACGACCGACAAUCCCUCACAAUGAUUAUCGACGCGAUCGGGAGCUGCCUGUCAUCGACUUGUCCGGCUUGCAAGGUGGAUCUGAGGCGACGAAGUUGAGGCUAGCGAAGCGGAUCGCGGCUGCCUGCUCAGAAUGGGGGUUUUUCCAGCUCAUAAACCAUGGCAUCCCCGUUGCUGAGCUUGACGAGGUGCAGAUGCAAACCCGACGCUUCUUUGAGCUCCCUAUGGAGCACAAGCAGCGCGCCAUGACUCUUGAGACUGCCAACGCGAGCAAUGUAUAUGGCUACGGGUUGAACACCACUGGGUACAAGUACGCGGGUCGCCCCUGGAUCGAGCGGUUUCAGUGCAGCUGGUCUCCCAAGUCCAAUCUCCGAGAGCAGGCGCAGCGAUUACUAGAAGGCCAAGCAUUCCAAGAUUUCCAAACAGCUGUGGAAUCCUUCUGCUCAGGGGCAGAGAAGUUGGCUAAGCUUACCCUGGAGUUGUGCGCUCUGGGGUUAGGCCUGUCUCCUGAUACUUUUAGCAAGCAUAUGAAUCCUAGUCAUUCCAUUGCGCGUUUGAAUUAUUACCCUGCUUGUCCAACCCCAGAUCUCACCCUCGGUUUGGGCGCGCACACCGAUCCCUACACCCUCACUCUGUUGCACCAGUGUCAAGUGGGGGGAUUGCAAGUGUGCAAGGACGGCAAAUGGAUUACUGUCAAGCCUCGACGAGGCGCGUAUGUCGUCAAUGUCGGAGACAAUCUCCAGGCGUGGACCAAUGGACGAUUCAAGAGCGUGGAGCACAGAGCUGUCCUGAACGACAAAGUCCCGCGUCUUUCUCUAGUAUUUUUCUACGCUCCUCCUUUAGAGACCGUGAUAACUGCUCCUGAUGCGAUAAUCCAAGCAGAUGGGAAGCGACGCUACAAAAGCUUCACGUGGGCGGAGUACCUGAAUUUCUUGAAGAGGCAAAAUUUUGAGAAAGGCAAGAAUGAGCGAUGGGUUGAAGGCUUUGCACUCUGAGCCUGAUAGCUCGCCCCCGUUAAUUUGAAUAGGGGACGACUAUCCUUGUACAUUUCUUCACUAGCUACUACCACGUUUAGGGCGACGUUCUGCCCCGCUUAUUUUCUGACCAGCUUGAGCGUGCCAAAGUGCGCUCAGCGGCGAGUUUGUCCCAUGCACUGAAACCCUCCUGCAUGUAACAUGGAGGCCCCGGGAGCAAUUCUGACGAUUUUGAAGUGAACUGAACCAUGAGCCUGUUUACAAUAUGCACAAAUUAUUUUUUUGGGUCAGAAAGGGUUCCAUCAAACUAUCUCUUUUCUCUCCCAUCAAAUACAGCUUUUCUACUUCUCUUUCUUUUUCUCUUUCUUUUUCGUUUCCAUUCUCCAUCAAUCAGUCUUCCAAAACUCGGUCGUGGUUGUAAAGGUCUCAUCUCUGUUUCAUCUUCUGUGUUUGUCUAGCUAUUUGGUCUUCACACCCACAGUGACCACUGCGCUUUUUAUUUUUGUUUAAUUUUUUAAUUUUUUGUCUUCAUCUAUUUUUUAUUUCGUGUUAUGAUAGAUUAACGCGAGGAUUUCUGUGCUAUCCACGCUUUCUUAGCUCAGAUACUAGCGUAGGCCAGAGCGGUGGAUCUUAGGAUUCAUCUUAGUUCCAGGCUACUGUGUCGAAUUUCCUAUCUGGACUGCGCCUCCAUCGAUUUAUGUUACUCUUGCAGGUUUUAGGAGGAUGAGUAUUUACAAGGAAUUAGAAUACGGUAACCAUGGUUUAGAAUGUUAGUUUUGAAUGAUUUCGAAAUCAUGAACCAACAGUUUUUGUUUGAAAUACUGUAGCAAUUUGUGAAAGCCGUAGGAGCAAUCUCUGGAUGUCUGUGCAUCCGCUAGAUUCGCUUCAAGACAUUACCUGUUCGCUUGGAAGCUUCUAUGUGCUGAGCACGGUUCCUGAAACGAAUAAACAAAAAAUCUACAUAGGUUACAUGCA